Molecule: messenger RNA, 6497 nt
Organism: Chilo suppressalis (striped riceborer)
Lineage: Eukaryota; Metazoa; Arthropoda; Insecta; Lepidoptera; Crambidae
Source: the annotation of a GenBank genome assembly
UUAUAAUUUGUAAAUAAUAUUUUAGCGUAUUAUGCGUAUUAUCACUAAGAUUGGCUAUAAAAGAAUACGGAAUAUUGUCUUUACCAGGACAAGAGUCUUUAAGAUUAGCAAGGAUUCCUUUUAGCUCAUGCAUAGAAAAUGGAGAAUUUAAACCGGAAUUAUUUUGAUACGGUGAAAGUAUUAAUAACUCUUUUACUGAUGAUGGAACUAAGUUAUCCAUGAACUUUUCGGCUAAAUCUAAAGAUAGACUACAGAUAGAUGGUUCAGCAAAAGCCGAGCGAAAUCUACGUAUGUUACGCCAAACUAUAGAUGGAUGGGUUUGAGGACAAACUGAAGCACAAAAAUUUUUCCAGGAUUCAGACUUUUUCCUCUUUAAUGCUUUUUUUACUUCGGAUGUAACCCUUAAUAGAACUGCAAAGUUUUCCGUGGUCAUAUUUUCGCAAUAUUGGCGCUCAGCUUUCUUUCUCCGGGAAAUCUCCAAAGUACAAUCUCUGUCCCACCAGGGUGGGAAGGGUAUUAAAUUACUACUAGAUUUUUUAAUAGGAAAUAAGCUAUCAGCAACUUCAAUCAUACAUCUAGCCAAAGCUGUAGAGCAUUCAUCUUCAUUACCAUUUUCCAAGAUAGGUAGUGUUGAAAAUUUUUCUUCCACUUGGUUUUUGUAUACAGAAAAAUUUACAUUAUGAAGUUUAUAUUUAUGAAAUGUUUUUAUCUUAACAGAUUUUUUAUUUGCAAAUGGAAAGGUUAUUAUUAUUGGAAAAUGAUCACUUCCAAAAGAUGAGGUGAGAGGAUGCCAGAGUAAGGAUGAUGCAAGGCUAGGUGUACAAAUUGAGAGGUCAACAGCACUAAUAAAAUCUGUAGGGCUAGUAAGACGGGUAGGAAUACCAGUGUUAAGUAAACACAAAUUGUUUUUGUCCAAUAUGUCCAUCAGUUGCUCUCCUACAUUAUUUGUAAUUGAACUGCCCCAAGACUGGUGAUGACAGUUGAAAUCACCAAGCACUAUAAAUGGUUUUGGAAGUUGAGAUAGAAGGUUAUUGAUUUCAAUCAAAAUAGAUGUAGUUGGGUGAGGUACAUAUAUUGACAUAAAACAGAUAUUAUUGACAAUUGCAGCAAUGGCAGAGUAUUCGCUACAAGGUGCAGGUAAUGAAAAAAGUCUAUAUUGGUAAAAAUCCUUUAUCAAUAGAGCAACGCCCCCAUGGCCAUCUGCUCUAUCUUGUCUUAAUCAAUAAUAUCCUGGUAUUUUGAAAUAAAAUCCUAAUUUUAACCAGGUUUCUGAAAGUGUUAUAAUAAAUGGAUUGUAUGUAUUUAUUAAGUAAAUAAGAUCAGUUUUCUUGUUAUUGAUGAUGCGGCAAUUCCAUUGAAUUAUUUUGGUCAAUUGAGCCAUGAUUUGGGUUUGUAAUUUUAUUAAUAAGAUCUAGUAAAGGAGCAACAUGGGACGGUUCAUAAUUAUUAAAUUGAGUUAAAAAAUUUAUUAGAGGGUCAAUUACAUCUGUAAUUGUCAAAUUUGAAUUCCUGUUAAAUUCAUGUUCAAUAGCAGUACCAUUACCACUAUUGUUGGGCAUAUCAUAAUCUUUGAUCAUAUUCAUAUGUUCUGCUUGAUUAAACCCCAUAUGAAAAGUAGGUGAACGAAAUUUAGGUUUCAUGAAGACGGUUUUUUAUAAGAAUUGUUAUGUUGAGUUGCAUUAUUAAUUGGUGUAGUUUUAAAAUUAGAGGAUGCCUUAGUUGGCUGGGAUGUUAGUACUUCAGAAUAAGAUUUAUUUACAGAAGGAUGUAAUUUUGCUGCCUCAAAAUAAGAAGUAUUAUCAUUUGCCAUAGUCACUUUUAUACGCCUUUGUCUUUCAUAUUCAGGACAAAUUCGUUUAUUAGCAAAGUGGGAACCAGAACAAUUACAACAAUGUGCAUCUUCCUCAACUGAACAUGUAUCACCAGUAUGAUCCUGGCCACACUUAAAGCAGCGAGGUUUAGACCUGCACUGCAGUUUAGUGUGCCCAAAACGACAGCAGUUAAAACAUUGGACUGUUGGAUAUAUAUAGCGGUCUACAACUAAUGCAUUAUAACAUAAAAAUACACGUGAAGGAAGUACUUGGCCAUCAAAGGUAAUAACUACUGACUGGGGAGGUUUCCAUGUUACAGUAUUAUCAAUAAAAACUUUAUGAUUAAUACGUCUUAUUUUGAUUAUCUCCCCGCAGCCUACAGGAAGAGUGAUUUUUUCUUUUAUUUCUUCAGGAGUCCAAUCUUGUGGAACUCCACGCACAAGACCCAUUCGGGUUAUGUUGAAAGAAGGAACAAAAGCUUUAUAAUUAUUAUCAUGUUAUCUUGUAUCACAUAAGAAAUGAUUAGCAGCUUCAAAUUUAUUAAAAGCUAGGACAAUUCGGUUUCUCCCAAUUUUUUUAACACUGCCAUCUACUAUGGAUUGAAAGUUAUUUUUUUUAAGAAAAUAUCCAAAAUUCACGGGGUGUAGGGUGGAAGAGUCAUUAAAAGCUGUCUGCUCACGCUGGACAUGCACAAUGAAAGGAGGAAAAUCAUUUUUGGCAUAAAAUUUACGACUAUUCACAGGACUACUCACUUCAAGUUGAGGCUGAUUUAAAAUGCUAUUCGCGUUUAAUGGGGGUGCAGUAUGAGGGGUCGUUUGUUUAUUAUCAGUAAUUGCAGAUUCGAUAGAACUUUCAGAUUCACAAAGACAUCCUACAUUCUUUCCCGCCAUUUUGUUUUUCCGCUUUUUCUUAUUACAAUUUUUACAUAUUUUAACAGAUUUACUCCUUUUCCUAGUCGGCGGAGCAGACCAAUCUACAAUAGUAUUGACUGUUUGGUCAGUAUCUACACUAGAUUCACCUUGACUCAUAACAGUAACAUUAUAAGCGACAGAGGGAACCGCAAAUUGUCCUGUAUUAGAAGUGGAACCCCCUGGGUCAGGGGGUUCGUUCAUUGUAAAAAUUAUUUAAACGACUUACCAGGCGAUGAAGUUACUAAAAAUACACUACACAAAUAUAAAUAUACAAUUAAAUAUAAUUACGCUACUCAACUGGUUGAAAAACUAAUAAUUUUUAAUAAAAUUAAUUUCAAAAGGUAAAAACGCGCCCCCCUACUUCAACGUUUCCCGCCUUUUCAACAUAAGGUUCAAAAUCAUUUAGAGAAAUUUGACAGCUGAACUACGGAUGUCAGUUUUCUCUAGGUUUACGAAGGUGGAUUGGUAAUUCUAUUACGACUGGUACAUUAAUAUUUCCUUUAAAUUUUUAAUUAAAAUCUUUUAGGUGCAAUUAACUUUAUUUUGUUUUUGAAUUUUUUUACUUCAUAAAUUAUUUAUUUAGCGUCAUUUUAUCAAGAAAUGAUACUAAUAUAUGGAAUUGAUUGUCAUUGAUGAACACACUGUUUUUUUUUAUUGAUGUCCCUAUAAACUCUACAUGAAGUAAAUUACGUAAAUUUAGUAUAAUUUAUAUUAUUGUAGGAAAAAGUGUUGAUACCGUCUGUUAUUUAAGUUAAAAUGUUGGCUAUCAAGGCAUUGGGAGCUUCUGCUCCCAGCACCGUUCUUUCGAUUGUAAAAAAGGGUGCAUUUGCACCAAUCGUAGAUCAGAUCCGUCAGACACACCUUCCUGCACCAAGCCCAACAGAAAAGCGCCCAUACUCUCCUUUCCAAGAUACUUCUAAUAUGGCAGAAUAUGCUGUAGCACGUCUCGAUGAUUUAUUGAAUUGGGGAAGAAAAGGAUCUAUGUGGCCAAUGACAUUUGGUUUAGCAUGUUGUGCUGUAGAAAUGAUGCACUUUGCUGCUCCUAGAUAUGAUAUGGAUAGGUAUGGUGUAGUUUUUCGAGCAUCUCCUCGCCAGUCAGAUGUCAUGAUAGUAGCUGGCACCUUAACUAAUAAGAUGGCUCCAGCUCUCCGGAAAGUGUAUGAUCAAAUGCCAGAUCCCCGAUGGGUUAUAUCUAUGGGUAGUUGUGCUAAUGGUGGUGGAUAUUAUCAUUAUUCUUACUCAGUUGUAAGGGGUUGUGAUCGAAUAGUGCCUGUAGACAUAUAUGUUCCUGGGUGCCCCCCAACAGCAGAAGCUCUACUUUAUGGUGUUCUACAGCUUCAGAAAAAAGUGAAGAGAAUGAAAACAAUCCAGAUUUGGUACAGAAAGUAAAUCAUCAUGAAUAAAUCAUUAUAUGUAGUACCUAGAAGAUUAUUUAUUUACUUUUUCUCUAACUCAUAAUAGUCAAAAUAAUUUUUUCAAUAUAUAAUUAUUGUGUGUGCGUACUUAAUUGUUUCAAUUACUUUGUUUUAACAUAUUUUAUGUAGGGAGGGUAUAGUCAAACAAGUUUUUUUUUAGAUUCUGAUCACAUUGUGACUCUGUGUAGCACACAGAAAAUUUGUAUAUGAAACCAGAUGCAGGUCAUUUAAUCGUCAUGUCUACCCCUGACAUUGAUUUAUGUUAUUUAAAAAGGGAAUAUAAAUUGGUGAACAACAUUGAACUAAAUAACGCACAGUUUAGUUUUCAUAAGGGUGUCUCAAUGGAUUUUGCCAUAUUACCGCUCAAGCACACUGUCAGUUAUUAUAACAAAAGAGAAACUACAGUCUAUGCGUGCUUUCUAGAUCUGAGCCGUGCUUUCGAUCUUGUUAAUUAUAAAUUAUUACUUUGCCAUAAACUAACAGAGACCACGAUGUCACCCACUGUUGUGAACCUGUUGAGACACUGGUACGAAAACCAAACUAACACUGUAAGAUGCGCGACAUCUAAUAAGUUUAGAUUAGACUGCGGUGUUUGUCAAGGAGGAUUGACGUCUCCGGACAUUUUUAAUCUGUAUGUCAAUGGAUUGAUUGAGAGACUCUGAGGAGUCAGGGUUGGCUGCCAUGUUGGUAACGUAUGUGUUAACAACCUGAGCUACGCCGACGAUAUGGUUCAUCCGAAUACCUCGAUUAAUGGACUCCAAAAGCUGCUUUCAAUAUGUGAGUCCUAUGCAGGUGAACAUGGAUUGAAAUAUAAUAUAGCUAAAACUGAAGUCGUUGUUUUUCGGUCCGGUAAACGUUCCACCAGUGUGGCUGUAUGGUUCGCCAAUUGGGGUUGUAACUAGGUUCAGAUAUCCAGGUCAUAUAUUGAUCAGGGAAUGGGUGGACAGGGGGAGGGGGACGCUUACCUUUCGAUUGGUGCAGGUACUAUCCAGGCACGGAUGCUUCGGAAAGUAUCUGCACCGGAUCCAGAGGGAGGCGGACCUUUCAUGCAACGAGUGCGGCGAUGUCGAGGACACGGCGUAGCACACUCUAGAGGUCUGCUCAGCGUGGACUCGGUAGUGCAAGUUUUUUUUUUAAACUUCCCAAACUUCAAAGUGAGUUAUCACAAGAUGAGAGAAUUUCAGACCCGGAAUCCUAUUUCAAAGUCAAUCUAUAUUAUUGCUGUUUACGUAUAUUAAUUUCUAAAACUAAACAAAGAUUUCAGAGCCUGCGACCUGAGUAGUAUGUUCGAAAUAUUACAACCUGAGAAACUCCUGCCUUCUCCAAGCAAAGAGAUAUUAACCGCUUCCGAAAAAGUGUCGAUUGAAUACACUAAAGACAUCGCAGUUAAUCCUUAUGACCAAUUUAAGGCUCUAAAAACAUGCCUAAAAUCUGAAAUUCAUUCCAUUAAGGAACUCGUUGAAUUAUCGCUGAUAAAAUUCAAUAGUCUUGCAUCCAGUUUUCCGGAGGUAAUAACAGCAUGCUAUUCAUUUCUAGUUAGGUAAAAUCGCAACUGCUGAAAGAAGUUUUUCAAAAUUAAUACUGAUAAAAAAUUACCUAAGAACUUCGAUGGGACAUGCAUGAACGUCUGUCAGACUAAUCACUAUUGUCCAUAGAAGCAGAAACUUUAGAAAAACAAGUCAUCAUCAGUUAUACACGUUUCUUUAAUGUGUUGCAAGUCCAAUACAAUGACGUCUUUCGCAUCCUGCUGAAAAACCCGCGAUAUUGUAGUGCGAAGGAAAUGUUUGCUAAAGCAAAUGUUCCCGAUUUUUUGUUUUCUCAGAUCAGUUCUGGGAAAGGCUCCGUGAAAGUGGGAACUCCAUUCUCCGCAACAUCCACGAUGACGUGGACAAUGUAUUUUUUAAGCAUUGGACUAAAUUACAUCGUUUUGGAAAUGACAGUCUGAAAUAAACAUUCAGAUAUUUCUAUUUUGAUUUUUAGAUAAUUUUAGUAUUGAUAUUAUUAUAAUAUUUAAAAGUACUUUUUUAUUAUUAUUAUUUUGACAAUUUUGUCAUUAAGGGUCUUUCGUCUGAAAUAAAGAAAUUAUUAUAUACAGUUUUACGAAUAAAAAGUGUUGCCGUGGCAUUUGUUAUUUGAUAUAAAGCGAAUUGUGGUCAUGCACCACAAUCAGUGCCGUCUUUGACCUAUUGGAGGCUCUGGGCAUAUUAGGAUAAUGGGGGCCCUUUGACCCCCGACAAGGUGAUCUAACAAGAACUAGGGACUUUGUAUUUGUGAUCUGAGGUGUCCACCUAUCUAUCACGGGGCCCUGGAGACCUAAAAAGGUCAUAUUGUGCAAUAUUGCUAAAAGUAAUUCAUCUACA